Molecule: messenger RNA, 2205 nt
Organism: Klebsormidium nitens
Lineage: Eukaryota; Viridiplantae; Streptophyta; Klebsormidiophyceae; Klebsormidiales; Klebsormidiaceae
Source: the annotation of a GenBank genome assembly
AUGCUCUGCUCCAACGACGGGCCGUAUGGGGACUCGGCGACACCGCUGACGUUUGACCACACGUACCGGAAGGGCCCCUUUCUCCUGCUGCCAGUGGGAUGCCGCAACGCUCUUCUCCGCGGCGAUCCAGUAAUGCUGGUCGCUUUGGCGAUCGUACUGACGGAAAGGGAGGAGUCAACGUCACGGUUCUUGAGAGACCUCGUUCACGAAGAGGAAAGCCUGGGCCAAGCGAGAUGGGUAUUUUCGGAUGGGGCCGGGCACCUAAAGAAGGCUCUUGCGCGGGCUUUCCCAUUGGCUUGGCACGGCACCGACCUGAACCACAUCCUCAAAAAUUGCCACGAGAAGGUAAAGGAUGAGUGCGGAAGUGCAGGCGAAGAGGUUUGGAGGGGCAUCCGCCGAGACCUUUUGGGAGACGAGCAAACUGGGCGGAAGGGGAUCAUACAAGCGGCGAGCCAAGAGGAGGCGGAGCGGCUUAUUCGGGAGCGGAUAACGGCCUGGCCGGAGGGGUUUGGUGAGUACUUCGAGAGAAAUAAGAAGAAGGUCUUUGUCAACGAGCUUUCGUUGUGGGCAAGGAGGCAGGCGGGGUUGAUCUUUGCGGACGGCACGGUGGACAACGUCUACACGCAAGACAUUGAGAGCUUGCACAAGGCGCUCUCUCGGGCGGCGGGCGGAAGAGAAGUUAGCAUGGUCGAGAUGGUGGAUGCGUGCAAGGAGUACAGUCUCGAUCAGCUGUCUCAGAUGGAUCGGGGGUUUGCGUGCCAAGACGUCAUCUACCGCCCAAAGAGAGCGUACAUGUGGACGGACCUCGCGCAGGAUCCCCAGGAGGUGGGUAGAGACCCGGACGGAAGGAUUCCCGAAGUGCAAGUCAAGCUCGACAAGCACAUCAUCGGUCCCACGGGGCUAGUAGGCGGAGCUCGACCACGCGUGGUAGACCGGGAGCACGAAAGGGACGGACGCUGCCACUGUGCAGUGUGCUCAAAGUUGCCUUGGCCACCUCUGCCGCUCAGCCAAUUCGCGGCAGACGCGCGGCCCAAUGUCGAGCUUGGCUGGGGUGCCGGGGGAGUUCCACGUGGGAGGCAGCCUGAGGGUCCGUCACCAGCAGAAGCGGCCUCUCUGCGGACCUUCAUGUCGCAGGAAGGUAACGCGAUUGCGGCUAAGUUGCUCAAGCUGGGCGUGGUUCGAGCGGUUAGACAUGCCAUAGCGCUGGUCUUUAGCGCCCGCAGAUGCAUCAACAACAGAUGCGAGAGCACUUCCAGUGAGACCGCGUGGCUGGUCCACUCGAAUAGCGCUCCCCUACAUCCGCACUCGGUGAUGGGAAGGCUCGGGGAGCGGCUGCAAUGUCCAUGCCGCGGUGCGCAGAGGGCCGCGAGGAGAAAACGGGGGCCACUCUGCUCGCACGUGUUGGCCAUCUACCUCAAAACGGGGCGUCCGCUCGGCGAGCUCGUUCGCCUGUACAACCCCUCCAAGAGCCAUGCAGAGAACAUGACGCAGUCGUGUCGGCGAGGCGUGUAUGGGGUGCGGCCCGACACAAAAGGAACGAAGAGGGGCGGGGCCAAAAGCGGAAUGCGGCGUUCCCGGUCAAAGCGGCCGCGGUCGCCUGGUCCCAUGGAUUAUUCGGAAGCGGAGGGUGACGACUCUCAGACUGAGAAAGGGCCCGGGGCGGACUAUAACGGUAAUGAGAAGCGGCGACGGACGGAAGGCGAUUCGAGUCCCCAAACAAGGACUGCGGAGCAGGCCCGUGAUGGGCCUGAGAGGGGGGUUCCUAGCGGAGCCCGGGCUUCCGGCGGUUUUGCCACCGGGGGCAUGCCAAAUAAGCCGUCAGAGGGGAAGAACGAAGAGAGCCCCUGGACGUUUGCGAUCUCAGGGGCUCGGGCGGGCUUGGAACCCGCUUGCCAGUCGUGCCAGAUAACAAUCCGUAGGGAUCAACCCCGGAUGAUAAGGCAAACACCACGCGACACAAUCAGGCCAACGCAGUCUGCUAGCACCAAGUCGUGGGCCAAGCAGUUCUGCGUUAUGGAUUCCGCUGGCGCGUUCCAGCGUUGCAUGCUAAAUAAAGGGACGGGUUACAAUGGAGAGCCGUUCAAGAUUCGACUUGGAGCGGAUGGUGAGGACUUGAGUCCUGGGCAAGAGAGAUUACUAGAAGGAUUUAAAGCUUACAUAACGGAAUUGCUUUCCCAACGCAAGAAUAAGCGGGGGCGAAAGUAA